Antechinus flavipes (yellow-footed antechinus) is the source of this 2117-nucleotide messenger RNA. It is a transcript of the gene WDR46, whose product is annotated as WD repeat domain 46. The coding region runs from base 66 to 1982 and encodes 638 amino acids. Gene Ontology annotation, biological process: maturation of SSU-rRNA from tricistronic rRNA transcript (SSU-rRNA, 5.8S rRNA, LSU-rRNA). The record is from RefSeq and is a predicted model, not a curated record. NCBI's taxonomy places the organism in Eukaryota, Metazoa, Chordata, Mammalia, Dasyuromorphia, Dasyuridae. The transcript is spliced from 15 exons. Gene Ontology annotation, cellular component: small-subunit processome; 90S preribosome; nucleolus. Gene Ontology annotation, molecular function: protein binding.
GGGUUGUGGGACUGUGUGGAGAAGGGUUUCCACGUGGUUUUGGAGGAGUUUGGGGAGCCGGGUGCAUGGAAGCCGCUCCGAAACCCUGUAGCAAGGCCCGGAGCCAGGCUCAGGGCAAGAAACAGCCUCUACGAUACUGGGAAGGGAAAGCUGAUGAAGCCAGUUCUCUCCCAUCCAAUCUCACUGCCCCAGACUCUGUCAUCGCAACCAAGAGGAAAAGGGAAGAUGGGAACCAGCCCAGGGGUUCCCAGGUAUCGAAAAAGCUAAAACAGACACAGAGGUUUAAGUCAAAACAGAACCAGAAGAAUCUGAAGUCAAAGCAUAAUCAGAAGCACCUGCAAUUGAAGAAGGAUCUGAGGCCAAAUCAGAAACAGGAGCUGAGAUUGAAUCACACCAUAUCUGGGGCUCAGGAUCCAUUCCCAGGACCAGCUCCAGUCUCAGAGAAUGCUGUAAAGAAGUUCCAAAGAGGAAGUUCUAAAUUUGUUAAGAAAUAUCCCCUCAAGUUUGUGACUGAACACAAGCUCAAGACAGCUACAGAUGAAGAGGAGGAAACAAGUGUCCGUGCAGCCCAGGCUGAACUUUUGCUUUCUGAGGAGCCUGGAUUCUUAGAGGGAGAGGAUGGGGAAGACACAGCUACAAUCCGCCAGGCUGACAUUGCAGAAGCUGUGGACAUUGCAAGUGCAGCUAAGCAUUUUGACCUGAACUUGCACCAGUUUGGACCCUAUAGGCUCGAUUAUUCACGGACUGGAAGACAUCUUGCCUUGUGUGGGCGGAGAGGUCACGUAGCCACAUUUGACUGGAUAACAAAGAAAUUAAUGUGUGAAAUCAACGUCAUGGAAGCUGUGAGGGACAUACGGUUCCUGCACUCUGAGACGUUGUUUGCAGUUGCCCAGAAACGCUGGCUCCAUAUCUAUGAUAACCAAGGGAUUGAACUCCACUGUGUUCGAAGAUGUGACCGUGUCACUCGACUUGAGUUCCUGCCCUUCCACUUUCUGUUGGCUACAGCUUCAGAGACGGGAUUCCUUACCUACUUGGAUGUGUCUGUCGGCAAGAUUGUAGCAUCCCUGACAGCUCGGGCUGGGCGUCUGGAUGUGAUGACUCAGAAUCCCUAUAAUGCCAUCAUCCAUCUUGGCCACAGCAAUGGCACUGUAUCCCUCUGGUGUCCAGCUGUGAAAGAGCCACUGGUUAAGAUUCUCUGUCAUCGUGGUGGGGUCCGAUCUGUGGCUGUGGAUUCCUCUGGCAUGUACAUGGCAACAUCUGGUCUGGACCACCAGGUGAAGAUCUUUGACCUUCGGGGAAAAUUCCAGCCUCUGACAUCCCGGGCUCUGCCACAGGGAGCUGGCCAUUUGGCAUUCUCACAGCGAGGACUAUUGGCUGGAGGCAUGGGGGAUGUGGUGAAUAUAUGGCGGCCACAGGGGCAAGGGAACUUUAUCUCCCUUGACCAGCCAUAUCUGACCCAUCGGCUCCCUGGCCAUGUCCACAGCCUUCAGUUUUGCCCCUUUGAGGAUGUGCUAGGGGCAGGCCACAGCAGAGGCUUCACUAGCAUCCUGGUACCUGGGGCUGGGGAACCCAACUUUGAUGGACUUGAGAGCAAUCCCUAUAGGAGCCAUAAACAGCGUCAGGAAUGGGAAGUGAAAGCUCUCAUGGAGAAAAUCCCAGCAGAACUGAUUGAUCUGGAUCCACGGAAUCUGGGUGAAAUUGAUGUCAUCUCUUUGGAGCAGAAGAAGAAGGAACAAAUAGAGCGAUUGGGAUUCGACCCUGAGGCUAAGGCUCCCUUCCAGCCAAAGCAGAAAAAGAAGGGACGGAGCUCAACAGCAAACUUGGUGAAGAGGAAGACUAAGGUUAAAGACCAGAAACAGAGGGAGAAAGUUAAGCAGAGCCAGCAGCAGCAGCAAGAUCAGCAACAGAAAAAGAAGAAGAAACCAACUCCUCCCCUAUCUACUGGACCUCUGCCUUCUGCUCUGGAUCGAUUUAAACGCUGAUGAAAGCCCAGAUUUCUGAUCUUGUGUAUUGCUACAGACUUGGAACUUCCUUCCUGUACCCCUGCCCAAGAGAUUGGACAUCUGAGUUAUGGGUGAAGAAUGUAUUAAAUAAAAACUUAGGUUUUUUAUAUGAUA